CCCCCCCGCGCUGCCGGGUGUCUCUUUCGCAGGUGGCACCAUGGGGACAGGCUGUGCCUCGGCACCCAGGACUUGUCCUGCUGGUACUGAGCACCCACGCCAGCUGGUCCCGGCAUCGCGCUGCUAAGAGGGAGCGGGUGCCCGAGCCUGGGCAUGUGCUGCUGGACUAUGCCAUGUCCCCCCCCGGCCGGUGGGCAGCCCUCGCCCCGUGAGGACACAGCCAGCGCCGAGCCGGACGCCAGGACGCCGGGGUGCCCAGCGCCACCAUGGCCCAGGGCUGGGACACGGAGCUGUCAGGGAUGACAGCAGGCAGCCGGUCAUGGAGCACCAGCAGCGAGGUCAGCCUGGCCCCUCGCUUCCUCCUCAGCAAGCAGAACCGCCUGCUCAACGGGACCACCCAGGCCAGCCGCGCCACCUCCCCCAUGGGCCGUGUCAUCCUCAUCAACACCCCCAUCGAAGCCAGCAGCAAUGAGAGCGACAUUAUCAACGCCAUCACGGUGGAGAAGAGCAUGGAUGGCAAGCUGGGCUUCAGCGUCCGUGGUGGCUCCGAGCAUGGGCUGGGCAUCUUUGUCAGCAAAGUGGAGGAGGGCAGUGCUGCUGAGCAGGCUGGGCUGUGUGUUGGUGACAAGAUCACGGAGGUGAACAGUGUGAGCCUGGAGAACAUCACCAUGAGCAGCGCUGUCAAGGUCCUCACCGGCAACAACCGCCUCCGCAUGGUGGUCCGGCGGAUGGGCCGUGUGCCAGGCAUCAAGUUCUCCAAGGAGAAGACAGCAUGGGUGGACGUGGUGAACAGACGCCUGGUGGUGGAGAAAAGCGGCUCAACACCGUCAGAGAGCGGCUCUGAGGACGGGCUGCGGCGCAUUGUCCACCUCUACACCACCUCCGACGACUACUGCCUGGGCUUCAACAUCCGUGGCGGCAGGGAGUUCGGCCUCGGCAUCUACGUCUCCAAAGUGGACCCUGGGGGGCUGGCGGAGCAGAACGGCAUUCGGGUGGGAGACCAAGUCCUUGCAGCCAAUGGAGUCAAGUUUGAAGACAUAAGCCAUAGCAAGGCAGUGGAGGUGCUCAAGGGGCAGACCCACAUCAUGCUAACCAUCAAGGAGACGGGCCGGUUCCCAGCCUACAAGGAGAUGGUGGCCGAGUAUUGCUGGCUCAGUCGCUUGACCAAUGGGCAGCUGCAGCAGCUGUCUCAAGCCUCGGAGACCAGCUCUUCCAUCUCCUCCUACUCCUCGGGGCCAGCACCAGGGGUGGUGAACGGGCUGGGGGCAGCCACCCCAGGGCCCCCCAUCCGUACCGUGGAUGUGGCCAUCUCCACAGAGGAUGGUCCACGGCGGGGCUGGGCACGGGAACGUGCCGAGCGGGCCAUGCAGACCGAGCCAGCUACCGAGGGGCUGCCAGAGAUGCGGCGCACAGUGCGGCCUCCAGAGCUGCUGCGGGACACGGCCAUCCGGGGCCAGGGUGCCCGGGAACCCUCUGGCACCCACCCACGCCGGACCUUCACCCACUCGCCCAAGACAGCGCUGCUGCUCGCCCUGAGCCGGCCCCGGCAGCCCAUCACACGCUCCCAGAGUGACCUCACUGUUGCUGAGGAGAAGCGGAAGAAGGAGAAGCCAGAGGGACAAGAGGCACGGGGGGCCCCCCCAGGGCUGCACCGCUCCAAGACCCUCGUCAACCUCUUCUUCAAGGGGAGCCGUGCCACCAGCCAGAGCUGGGCCCCCCCCAGCCAGGAGCCCCCCGCCUCCGAGCGCAGGGCACGCGCCAAGUCCCCAGGGCGCCCUGAUGGGGACAGAGUAGGCGCUGUGCAGAAGUUUGUCAUCCGGAGCCUGAAGCGGGAGAAAAGCCGGCGUGCCAGCAUCCUGGGCCCUGGGGGCAUCGCCACCCUGCAGCCCAACGGCAGCGACCCAGAAGCCCGGCUCCCACACAUCCAGGACUCCGCCGCCCGCCUCCUCAGCCCCGACGAGGUGACAGCCGUGAUCCGCCACUGCUCCCGGUACCUGCAUGAGGGCAGCGUGGAGGAUUUGGUGCGGCCACUUCUGGCCAUCCUGGACCGGCCUGAGAAGGUCUUGCUGCUGCGGGAUGUGAGGAGUGUGGUGGCCACCACAGACCUGGGCCGGUUCGACAGUAUGGUGAUGCCCCUGGAGCUGGAAGCCUUCGAUGCCCUGAAGAGCCGCUCAGUGCGCUCACCUGCCCUCCGCCCAGCCCACCAUGAUGUCCCCCCCAAGAGACACCUCAUCACACCAGUGCCUGACUAUCGAGGCGGGUUCCUGCUGAAGCCGGUGGGAGCCCCAGAGCCAGAAGAAGCUGGGGGGCUGCAGGCAAGCCCAGCCCGGCCGCGGGUCUCCCCCAGCCCCCGCCGGCUUCACCCCCGCACCUACACCCCGCUCCCUGACGUGCCAGUGGAUGCCUACGCCUGCUCCAGCAGCCCUCUGCCCGCCACUGGCCCCCGGCCCCCCAACUGGCUGCUGGCAGAGCCCACCACGGGCGAGAGGCACGGGCAGUCACACGGCCCCUGGCCCACCUGGCGCAAGGAGCGUGCCGGGACAGUGCCCGAUGGAGGGGCUGAGGUGCUGGGGAAGACCCGGCGGGCACGGCCCACCCUUGCACCUCUCUCCGGGGGACCAGGGGGUGAGGCAGGGGCAGCCACCAAUGGCCCUGAAGAGGCUGGCAGGGAGGAAGAGGAAGAAGAGGAGUAUCAGCUGCUCACCGUCACCCUCUCCAAGCUGAAGCACUCAUUGGGUAUCAGCAUCUCUGGCGGCAUCGAGUCAAGGGCACAGCCAGUGGUGAAGAUUGAGAAGAUCUUUCCUGGGGGAGCUGCCUUCCUCAGUGGCAUCCUUAAGGCUGGGCAGGAGCUGGUGUCUGUGGACGGGGAGAGCCUGCAGAACGUCACCCACCAGCGGGCUGUGGACAUCAUCCGCCAGGCCUACCGCAACAAAGCCAAGGAGCCCAUGGAGCUGGUGGUGCGGGUGCCUGUAACUCCCUUGGAGUGAUGCUGCACCCCCUUUUUGAGGAGCGAUCCCAUGCUCCAGAGGAGAUGGAUGGCUUAGUCCUGAACCAAGCUGUGGCCAGUCUCAGCACAGCCAGAGGUUGCAGAGAGCCAGACCCACCCCACAGGCACAGAGGAGCGGCACACAGUGGGACCCAACAGGGUGGGCACCACUGGCAACAUGGGAGGACAGGUGGUCCCUGACCCUGCUACGGACACACAGACACAGCCCUGAAAAAAACACAUCUGGGGCUUGUUUUUAAUCAGUGUUUCCAGGUGGUACACAGGCAAGUCGGGCUCUGGGAACUGAAAUAAAGUACAAAA
Apus apus (common swift) is the source of this 3307-nucleotide messenger RNA. It is a transcript of the gene PDZD7, whose product is annotated as PDZ domain containing 7. Gene Ontology annotation, biological process: sensory perception of sound; auditory receptor cell stereocilium organization. The record is from RefSeq and is a predicted model, not a curated record. Gene Ontology annotation, molecular function: protein binding. Gene Ontology annotation, cellular component: stereocilia ankle link complex; plasma membrane; cilium. Lineage: Eukaryota; Metazoa; Chordata; Aves; Apodiformes; Apodidae.